AUGUCAUCGCUGUCUCCGGAUCAAAUUGAAGGAGGCGCCUCCCAGGCCUCGACAGAAGGCACUGACAAGGGUGUCCUCUCUGGCCUGAACCUCAACUUUUUCAAGAACCUAUCGGACAAAAAAGUCACCCGCACCGGCAAUCCCCCCAAGCGGCGUGGACCAAAGCCAGACAGCAAACCCGCCUUGACUAGGCGGCAAGAGCUCAAUCGGCAAGCUCAACGAACCCACCGCGAGAGAAAAGAGCUAUACAUCAAAGCACUAGAAGAUGAAGUCACUAGACUGAAAGAAGUCUUUAGCACAAUGUCUCUGGAUAAGCAGAAGCUGUACGACGAGAACAAGCAACUCAAAGAAGUCCUGGUCCAGAGAGGCAUUCAGCUCCCAAAGCCAAGCAGCGUGGACGAUUCGGGUAUCGGUGGCACUCAGGCGAUGAGUGUAAGUGCUUCGGGCAACAGCUUUGCGCACGGCUCGCAGGGCGGCUUCUCGCCUGCCGGCAUGUCGCAAUCAACCGGCAUGUCAAUGUCGCCGGAGAACCGCCAGCCGUCACCUGCUGGCAACGGGGUUGAUCUUGAGCAGGCUGGUAUUGACUUCGUCUUAACGCUCGAAAAGCCUUGCAUGGCACACAUGCCAUUCCUGGUUGACAGAGCGAGCGACGCUGACGGCGCGCCCUGUGGCCACGCCUUGAUGGUGUCUUGCCCUCCUGCGCCGUUUCAAGAGCUGACCCCAGACAUCCCUUUCGGCAGUAAACAUACGCACGACCACGGCGGAGAGUUUGAGAAGCAAGGCACAUGGGAGCUCAGCAAGGCCGAUCUGACCACGCUCCUAGACCUCAGCAAACAGCUCAACCUAGAUGGCGAGAUCACCCCGGUCAUGGCGUGGAGAAUGGUUACAACGCAUUACAGGUUCAACGAAUUGGCUCCGGGCGAUUUAGAAAAGCUUUCAGAGGAGUUAUUACGGAAAAUUAGGUGUUAUGGAGAGAACUCUGGAAAAUCAGACGAGAUGGCCCAGUCACUGGACUAUGAGAAGAUUUGCGAGAGCUGCCCGCCAGGAGAUGGCUGGGGCCCUUCAGUAACCAGCGAAAUCACCCUCAACGGCGUUCCCUAUGCGCCCUUCUCCAAGGGAGACAAGCUGGGGCGCAUGGCCGAUUGGACUGCUGAGGGCAAGGACCGCGAACGUGGUGGACGUCUGCAGUACAGCCGCCAGUACAGAGACCAGCAAGUGUAUGGCACCGGCCACGCUGUUGUUUUCAAUGCCCCUCCCGCCGAGGACGAGACCAGCUUCUCCGUCGUCAGCAACACCAGAGACUCGACCAAGACAAGAUAUGGUCGCGGUGCCGUCUUCACCCGUGGCCGAGGCCAGCGCGGCGGCCGUGGUGAUACCCGCGGUGGACGAGGAGGCCAGUUCCAGCGUGCCCCCGGUGGCCGACAGGGCUAUGGCUACGAGCGCGGUGGACGAGGCGGUGCUGGUGCCCGUGGUGGACGUCGUUUCGGCUGGAAGGAUUAUGACAAGCCUGCUCGCAACCGUGAUGCCAGCAUUAACAUCAAGGCCGAUUGGGAGCUCCUCGAGGAGAUUGAUUUCAACCGCCUGGCCAAGCUUAACCUCGAUACCGACGAUGGUGAGGACCUGGACGACUACGGUUUCCUGUACUACUACGACCGCUCCUACGACAAGCAGCCUGUCAAGGGCGCUGAGAGGAAACUCACGGCUAUUGACCGUGCCGCCUACAACGUCACCACCUCCUCUGAUCCCGUCAUCCAGGAGUACGCCGAGAAGAACGAGGCCACCAUCUUCGCCACCGACAGCAUUCUCUCCAUGCUCAUGUGCUCUACCCGCUCCGUCUACCCCUGGGACAUUGUCAUCGUGCGCCAGGGCAACAAGAUCUUCCUCGACAAGCGUGACAACGCCAACCUGGAUAUGGUGACCGUCAACGAGAACGCCGCCGACGCUCCCCUGGAAGCUGCCGAUGGCGGUAAGGACGUCAUCAACCAGCCCCCUGCCCUCGCCGAGGAGGCCACCUACAUCAACCACAACUUCGCCAACCAGGUCGUGAGCGAGAACGAGUCGAACAAGGUCCAGAUGGCCCACGCCAACCCCUUCCACGACGCCUCCGACGACACCGAUCCUCCCGCCAGCAAGGCCUACAAGUACAGGAGAUUCGACCUCUCCACCAACGAGGAGGAGCCCGUCUACCUGAUUGUCCGUACCGAGGUCGACGCCGUCCAGAAGAACGCCAUCAGCGGCGAGGACCAGCUGGUCACCAUCAAGGCCCUCAACGAGUUCGACAGCCGUGCCCAGGGCAGCGGCGGCGCUCUCGACUGGCGGACGAAGCUCGUCGCCCAGCGUGGUGCCGUUGUUACUACCGAGAUGAAGAACAACAGCUGCAAGCUGGCCAGAUGGACUGUGCAGAGCAUCCUGUCCAAGUCUGACGUUAUGAAGCUCGGAUUCGUCUCCCGUGCCAGCCCUAGAACUAACGAUAAGCACGUUAUUCUCGGCGUCAUCGGCUGGAAGCCCCGCGACUUCGCCAACCAGAUGAACCUGUCCCUCUCCAACGGCUGGGGUAUCGUCCGCACGAUUGCCGACAUGUGCCUCAAGCGCGAGGAGGGCAAGUUUGUCCUCGUCAAGGACCCCAACAAGUCUAUCCUGAGACUGUACCAGGUCCCUGCUGGCAGCUUCGAUGAGGAUGACAACGAGGAGGAGGCUGAGGAGGUUGAGGAGGAGGCUGAGGAGUAG
Messenger RNA from Trichoderma gamsii, 2727 nucleotides. RefSeq names its product eukaryotic translation initiation factor 3 subunit D. Gene Ontology annotation, biological process: translational initiation; regulation of DNA-templated transcription. The transcript is spliced from 7 exons. Gene Ontology annotation, molecular function: DNA-binding transcription factor activity; translation initiation factor activity. The record is from RefSeq and is a predicted model, not a curated record. Lineage: Eukaryota; Fungi; Ascomycota; Sordariomycetes; Hypocreales; Hypocreaceae. Gene Ontology annotation, cellular component: eukaryotic translation initiation factor 3 complex; cytoplasm. The coding region runs from base 1 to 2727 and encodes 908 amino acids.